GCAAUUCUUGCCCAGUUCUCAAUCAACUCUUUACAACACCUCAGAAGCGUGUCGCCUGCAGCGUCUACUGCAGCAACAACAACUCAUUUCAGCACAAAACUAAAAGAUGAGGAGAAGUGUCUUCUGCGCGCGGCCGGCGCAUGCCGUGUACCGCGUCUUUGGCAAUCGACAGCCCCGUCGCACCUUUGCCACGCUCUCUACCAAGGACGACAGCCCGCCGUCGCCGAUUGAGCCGUCCAAGGAGCAGGCACAUCCGAUAGGCCCGUUCUAUGAGAGCAUCCUCCGCACUCCGCAGCCGAUUCCCAAGGAAAAGCCCGAAAUACCACCCGUGACUUCGCAAAAUUCCCCGGCGGCGGAAGCACCAAAGCCCGCAGCCGAGCCAUCCAAGCCCGCUCCGGAGGAGACGCCGGCCAAAGCCUCAGCAGACACCGCAACACCAACAACAGCAGAAGAGAAGGCCAAGCCCGCCGCACGACGCACUCGAAAAGCAAAGCAACCGGCCGCUGAUGACACCACCACCAAGUCGGUCCCCUUCUCCUCCACCACUACCACCUCUUCUUCUUCUUAUCCCUCCCCACCACCACAAUCUGCCCCCGGACCCGCCCUCUUCCCACAAGCAAGUCAAGCAGAGCAAACGGACGAACCGUCAUCUAACAGCGACGUACAGGCCCGCGCCCGCGUCGUCUUCGGCUCACGCCUAGCGGGUCCCGCCGAGCGCGCCGAGCGGCUGGAGCGCAUCCGCCGCGAGAGCCGGCUGAUCGCGGGCGUGCUCGUUCCCCCCAAACCCGAGGAGCCCGACAACUGCUGCAUGAGCGGGUGCGUCAACUGCGUGUGGGACCGGUUCCGCGACGAGAUGGAGGACUGGGCGGACAAGAGCGCCGAGGUGGAGCGCCGGUUGCGGGCGCGCGCUGCUGCCGAGUCCAAAGAGGGGGAGGAGGGUACCGGCGUGCUCGAGGUCACCGGGGAGAGUAUGGCUGCUGCUGAUGAUGCUGGAAGGCGGCAGGGAGAGGGGUUGGGGUUCCAUCAGGAAGCGGAGGAUAGGGGCGCCGUUAGCAUGGAUGAUGACGGGGGCGGGUCGGUGGAUAAUUGGGUCCCCUUGGAUAGUCCCACUGCGCCUGCUGCUGGGAAGAGGAUAAGCAAGGACUUUUGGGACGAGGAACUGUAUAAAAAUCUGCCGGUGGGUAUUAGAGAGUUUAUGAAACAGGAAAAGAGGCUCAAGGAGAAGCAUAUGAGAGAAGGGUCGCUUGGGGGGUGA
Molecule: messenger RNA, 1255 nt
Organism: Canariomyces notabilis
Lineage: Eukaryota; Fungi; Ascomycota; Sordariomycetes; Sordariales; Chaetomiaceae
Exons: 1
Coding region: 107-1255 (382 amino acids)
Cellular component (GO): mitochondrion
Source: RefSeq, a predicted model, not a curated record